Messenger RNA from Mangifera indica (mango), 1251 nucleotides. RefSeq names its product scarecrow-like protein 3. The coding region runs from base 1 to 1251 and encodes 416 amino acids. Gene Ontology annotation, molecular function: sequence-specific DNA binding; DNA-binding transcription factor activity. Gene Ontology annotation, biological process: regulation of DNA-templated transcription. The record is from RefSeq and is a predicted model, not a curated record. Lineage: Eukaryota; Viridiplantae; Streptophyta; Magnoliopsida; Sapindales; Anacardiaceae. Gene Ontology annotation, cellular component: nucleus. The transcript has a single exon.
AUGGAUUCAUCAUCCAGGCCUGAGGUGACAUUGUCUUUAACAUUGUCACCCUGCCCAACUCCACAGGAGAGUACAAUAAAACCUGAAGAAAGAGGCAUACGCCUCAUCCAACUCCUCCUAACAUGUGCCAAACAUGCGUCCUCUGGCAACCUUCACCGUGCAGAUGAGUGUCUUCGCCAGAUUUCUUCACUCUCCUCGUUGACUGGUGACUCCAUGCAACGUCUUGCAGCCCGUUUCGCUUCAGCCCUUGCCAUCCGCCUUGUCAAGCGUUGGCCCGGCCUAUAUAAGGCCUUAAAUCAUCACCCUGCACAGCCGAAACAAGAACCCGACCGGGCUCGAACCCUCUUCUCAAAGGCCUUCCCUUACCUUGGCUUCUCCUACGCCAUCAUCGCUCGAACCUUGUACCAACUCAUGACUACAGAGCGGUUGAUCCAUGUCAUAGAUUUGGGUUCCUGUGACUCAAAAUUUUGGGUGCCUCUCAUCAGAAGCUGCUCAACUUUCCCAGAUGGGCCUCCCCAUUUGAAGGUCACUUGUGUCAAUAGCAACAAGCAGGCCUUAGACAAAUUAGGCCCCAAGCUUGUAAAAGAGGCAGAGGCAUUAGACAUGCCCUUUCAAUUUCACCCCAUCAAUGUCAACUUAAGAGAUUUAACCAUUGACAUGCUUAAGGUUAGAUCAGGAGAAGCAUUAGCUUUGAUUUCAAUACUAAAUCUUCACGUGUUAUUAGCAGAAGAUGACAGAGUUGAUGCCCAUUUUGGGGCCAAAAAGAAUGACAGUGUGAAGGAUUCUAAGCAAAUGGGUCAAUUUCUAGCAAUGGUGAAAUCAAUGUCACCCAAGUUGUUCUUUUUGGUGGAGCAAGAGGCUGACCAUAACUUGAACAGAUUAGUUGACAGAUUUGUAGAGGGAUUGCACUAUUACAGUGCCAUAUUUGACUCAAUAGAUGUGACAUAUGGGUCAAUUGCCUGUGAGGAAAGGCUGAUUAUAGAGGAGAUGUUUGGUAGAGACAUUGAAGAUAUGGUGGCAAAUGAAGGGCUGGAGAGGGAAGAGAGGCAUGAGAGAUAUGGGAAAUGGAUGGUUAGGUUUGGCAGAAGUGGGUUCAAGCCAGUUCAUUUAUGGUGCAUUCCAAUGGAAGAUGCAGAACAAAUGGUGAAGAGCUAUGGGAGGGAUGGGUAUAAGAUUGUAAAUGAGAGGGCAAGUUUCAUGAUUUGUUGGUAUGAUAGACCCCUUUAUGCAAUUUCAGCAUGGACUUGUUAG